UGUAGAAGAAAUAAAUAGUUAAAAGUAAUUACUAGCUACAUAUGAAAAAUCCAUAGACAGGAAGGAUCAAGUAAUCUCUAAUCUGACGCAUGCAAUGCAGAAACAGAAAGAUUAAAAUGAAAUGAUGAGAACAUUCUGUGAGUGGAAGAUGAAACAUAAUGAUUUCAAGAGAGAGACAUUUUGUACCAUGAUAGCUAAGAAGCAUCAUCAAAGAUGUUUACAAAGAAAAGUUUGGGAUGCUUGGCACUCGGUCAUAGAGACAAAAUGGAGGGUGCGUGUAGAAAAAGCCUGCCAGGCGAAGGCGCAAGAAGUUUGUAUUCAGCUCACAAAUAAUUACGAGGCAAAACUGGCUUCUGCAAAUGAAGAGUUAGAAUGUGUGAAAGCGGAGGUAGCCCAGAUGCAUAAAGAACGUGAACGAUACGAAGAGAUGAUGAAGAAAGCGUUCAUGCGUGGAGUUUGCGCGCUUAAUCUUGAGGCGAUGACAAUAUUUCAUAACAAUGAGGAAAAAGAGAACAAAGACAUAGGAAAUGUACAGAUACCUGAUGAUAUCAGUGAAAACAUGAAAGGCAGUAUACCAGAGAAAGAUUACAGUAUACCUAAAACAUUACCACACGAUCAACAUGAGAGGAUUGGAACUAGUGAAGGGUCACGACCUUCUACAGUAACACAGGGCCGACCAUUGAGUUCAAAAACAACAGGAAAACCAGGAUUGUCAAAACAUUUAUCUACAAAGGUCACUUCAAAAGUUGACAGUAGGAUGUCAAAAGGGGUGGGGUCACAAGUUUUAGCUCCGCCCAUGACCUCAGUGACCGUAGAACGCCAUCAGCCAGUCAGUAAACAAACUAUGCCACAUGCCAUUGCAGGGAAAUACCCACGACAAACAGCUCCACCUAGUGACCGUAGAAAACUAGCAGGUCAAGGCCACCUGCCAUCCAAUAUACAAACUGUAAAACAUGUUGAAUGAUGUAAUAUACUGAACUCUAUUAAUUUGUGUAAAUAUGUUUUAUCAAACUUGAAAUUUGAAUCUGAAGUUUCAUUUUUUUCUCUUGCAUUUAACAUGUUGAACGAUAUACUAAAAAAAAAUAUAUAUAGCAUGAGAGUAUUAAAAGCCAAUUUAGCCUCAAAAUUACAAAUAUUUUUAUUUUUAUCUUUCAAAAUUUGAGUAGCUUUCUUUAUUGAGUAUCCUUACAGGCUUUAAUUGACAAUUAAAAUCCGUGGAAUCCUGUAACAAUUUCUAAAAGUGGUGGUGUGGCCGAAUGGAUUAACAUGUUGGACUAGCAAUAAAAUGUUUGCCGGAGGCAUUGGUUUAAACCCAUUUCAAGGACAAUCCGUUGUAUCUGUGAUGAAGGAACAUUACACUUAUUGCUAAGUGAGUACUUAUUGGUCCUAGGAAUGGAUUCAAGAGAGUUUCAAUAUGCUUACAGCUGCCAACACAAUCAAAAUAAAAUAAAUUUGUAUGUAUUAUAAAACUAAAUAGUAACUUAUUGGCCUUAAAGCUAGGCCAUCAUUGGCUUAUUUUGUGUUAUUUUGUGUUUUGCCAAUAUAAACGGCUAUAGGGGUUUAGUAUUUGAAUUCAAAAUACUAUUUUGUUAUCACGUUGCUACCUUUAUGAGACGGUAUGUCACAUUCAGCACCCUAUUCUUCAGGUAAAAAUCAUCUUGCAUGUUCUCAGACCAUUAUUUUAACAUGAUUAAGAACACAUUUGCUCUUUCUACAGGAAGAAAACAAAUCUUUUCUGAGGCUUAAUGAUUUGCCUGUAAGAAAUAUAAUCUUUUGUUAAGACAUAUUACAUUUUUAGCUCACCUGUCACAAAGUGACAGGGUGAGCUUUUGUGAUCGCUUUUCGUCCGGCGUCCAUCCGGCGUCCAUCCGUCCGUAAACUUUUACUUUAAAUGACAUCUCCUCAUAAACCACCAAGCCAAUUUCAUUCAAACUUCACAGGAAUGUUCCUUUGGUGGUCACCUUUAAAAAUUGUUCAAAGAAUUUUAUUUCAUGCAGAACUCUGGUUGCCAUGGCAACCGAAAGAAAAAACUUUAAAUAUCUUCUUUAAAUUUGAAAAACCCUAAGAGUUAGAGCUUAGAUAUUUGGCAUGAAACAUCUUCUAGUAAGUGUCUACCAAGUUUGUUCAAAUAAAAGCCUUGGGGUCAAAACUGGCCCCGCCCCAGGGGGUCAUUGAUUUUCCCUAUAUGCAUAUAUUAAAAACUUAAAAAAUCUUCUUUUAAAGAACCCAAAGAGCUAGAGCUAAGAUAUUUAGCAUGAAACAUCUUCUAAUAAGUGUCAACAAAGUUUGUUCAAAUAAAAGCCCCGGGGUCAAAAUUGGCACCACCCCAGGGGGUCAUUGAUUUUCCCUAUAUGCAUAUAGUAAAAACUUAAAAAUGUUUUUUUUAAAGAACUCAAAGAGCUAGAGCUAAGAUAUUUAGCAUGAAACAUGUUCUAAUGGGUGUCUACCAAGUGUCUACCAAGUUUGUUCAAAUAGAAGCCCUGGGGUCAAAAUUGGCCCCGCCCCGGGGGUCAUUGAUUUUCCUUAUAUGUGUAUAGCAAAAACUUGAAAAACCCAAACUGCUAGAGUUUAGAUAUUAAGCAUGAAACAUCUUCUAGUAAGUGUCUACAAAGAUUGUUCAAAUAAAAGUCCUGGGGUCAAAACUGGCCCCGCCCCAGGGGUGUCAUUGUUUUUAACUAUAUGUGUAUAUUAAAAACUUAAAAAAUCUUCUUUCAAAAAACCCAAUGAGUUAGAGCUAAGAUGAUAGCAUGAAACAUCUUUUUUUCUUAUGGGUGUCUACCAAGUUUGUUCAAAUAAAAGCCCUUGGGUUAAAAUUGGCCCUGCCGGGGGGGGGGAUCUAUAUACAGGUGAGCGACCUCAGGGUCAUCACGGCCCUCUUGUUCUUUUUGAUAUUACAAUUUGAAAGAUUUUUCCUUUAAAUUUUGUGCAUUUGCUUAAUUUACAAAAAAGUAGUCCUGCAAGAUACCAGUGAGAAUAUGAAAAAUAUGUUUCACUGCAGUGAAAAAUAAUUUUUUAGGGUGAAAAUACGGAAAAUGAAAAUACGCAUUUUAUUUCAUCAAUAUUUCUCAAUAUUUCAUUUAUAAGUAUAUAAUAAAGAAAUAUAUAUCAUAGUAUAUAAUAUAAAGAAAUAUAUUUUUAAUAAUGUUGCAUGAUUUGUGUACUAAUGAACAGUAUUUAUUAUAAAAAAUGACUGCCUCUAACAUCUGAGAAUCAUAAACAAUGUUAUAUUAUUUAGUUCUGUCAUAAUUAUUUUCUCUUACAUUGGAAAAAAAACACUGAGUGGAAACUAGUCGAUGUACUUUAAGCAGUUGAUUUAUUCAUUUGAUGUUAUUUGGCUAAUUAAAGGGACUGCACUGAGGGUUUUUUUGGCAUGUCCGAUACUGGAAAUAAUCUCUACAAGAUCAAUAUAUGGAAUUUUUUUUUGUUUGUUUGUUUUGGGUUUUACGUCACAUCGACACAGUAUAGGUCAUAUCGCGACGUUCCAGCUUUACUGGUGGAGGAAGACUUCAGGUGCCCUUCCGUGCAUUAUUUCAGGCACGAACGGGCACCUGAGUAGAACCACCGCCGUCCGUAAGCUAGCUGGAUAGCUUCCUCACAUGAAAGAAUCCAAAGUCCCUGUCGGGACUCGAACCUACAGCGGUGAGGGGCAAGUGGUAUAUAUGGAAAUAAGUUAGUUUAUUCAUUAGAUGUUAAUUGGCUAAUUAAUGGGACUAUACUUGUUUUGGACAUGUCGGAUACUGGAAAUAUUAUUUUAAGAUUAAUGUACCCUAUGACACUUAACACUUGUGUGCAAAAUUUAAGAUCAUUCGCCUGCUCUGUUGUUUCAGAAUAAUUAUUCAAAUUAUUAAACCAGCACGCCAACAGAUUUAUGCCUAUUGUCAUGAAAAUUUGAAUAUGUAUUUAACAUUGUAAUAUUGCAAAGUUACCAAAAGAAUGCAGUUUACACAUUAUCAAUGGCACUUACAACACAAUUAAAUUACCAUAAAGAGGUCACAAUAUGCAAAAAUAAUCCUUGCUGCAUUAGUAAUGGAGUAAAAAACCAUAGUAAUAAAUACUCAUUUUGAAAUUUUAUACUUUUCCUAAAUCUUAGUACAUAUUUCUCAGUUUUUAUUUUAUCGAAAUAUUUUUGCUCAUCUAGAGACCUGCAGCUUUAAAACUGGCCCAAAAUUUAAAAGCUUUACAACGCUUUUUUCUCAAAUCGGUCAAAUAUUAACACAAAAAUAUGGAUUUCAAUAUAUUUCAGAAUACAUUUCAUAAAUAAAAUUAUGUUUUGCAUAUACUUCUGUUCUGAUCUAUUUAAGAAAUUCAAAUGUUAUUUUUUUUUUUGCUUUUUGACUUUUUUGCUUUUUGACCUCAGUGGAGUUCCUUUAAUGUAAUUUGUCAUGCUGAAGCAAAAUGUAUGUACCAUUAUGUUAAUAACAUAAAUCACAUACCUGUGACGAUUUUGCCACUCUGUAAAUGUGGUAUUGCACGGCCAGGCAUAUAUUUUGACGUGACGUCAUUUACAUUUCAUAUUAUAGUGUAAAGACGCGCUUAAAUUAAGUGUUACGCUAUUGGGACGUCAAUGAAAAAUUAUUCUUUUGCACUUUUAAUUUUGUGUUUGUGAUAUUUGUGAAGGUUCAUUACUGAAUUUAUUGAACUUGAUGAAUAAAAUAAGUUUUUUGCUCACCAGAUGCUCGCAUAAUAUAAUAUAGUUCAACUCGUGCAAUUAAUGCAGUAUUGAACCACCACUCAUUUGAUAUCAUCCAUUUAAUAAUGCAUCUUUAUAUACAUGUUUAUAAGCAAUUUAACAACUGCAUUUAUCUUUUCCUUUAUAUAUCUGUCAAAGGCCUGAUAUGUAGCCUGUUUUAAAAUAAGACAGAUGGUCCUAAUUAACCCUAAAAUGCAUACACACAUAAAUAUACAGAUACCGUUCAUAAAUUUUCGCACACUUGUUUUGUCUCCGCAAGUACUUAUUCUAUUUAACAUUAAUCACAAAUUUGCAUUUAUGAUAAUGAUUUUAGAUAACUAAGGUUGGAAACUCUUUAACAUCAGUUUUACAACGACAUCUAUAAAUUUUAAUGAUUUCUAAGUAUGUCUAUUACUCGACUAUCAAGCUGUGAGACUUAUCACCGCUUUUAUUUUUCUUAUUUUUACUCAUUAAAGCAUAGUCACUGUAUUAACUGUGAAUUGUGAUAACUAUUUUUUAUAAUUUGUAUCUGACAUGUCAAUGUUUUAAAUAAAAGAAAUAAAU
This is a messenger RNA of Ruditapes philippinarum (Manila clam), 5233 nucleotides long. Its product is annotated as centrosomal protein POC5-like. The record is from RefSeq and is a predicted model, not a curated record. The transcript has 6 exons. Lineage: Eukaryota; Metazoa; Mollusca; Bivalvia; Venerida; Veneridae. The coding region runs from base 122 to 964 and encodes 280 amino acids. Gene Ontology annotation, cellular component: centrosome.